Messenger RNA from Kluyveromyces lactis, 258 nucleotides. It is a transcript of the gene MCO12, whose product is annotated as Mco12p. The record is from RefSeq and is a predicted model, not a curated record. NCBI's taxonomy places the organism in Eukaryota, Fungi, Ascomycota, Saccharomycetes, Saccharomycetales, Saccharomycetaceae. Gene Ontology annotation, cellular component: cytoplasm. The coding region runs from base 1 to 258 and encodes 85 amino acids. The transcript has 2 exons.
AUGGGUGUUAAAGAUAUAGUUCAUUACAGUAUUGACUUAGCGUUGUUGUCUAUGGUAUUGGCUGGAUUGCGUAGAAGUAACAAUUAUGUUGUCGCUUAUGAAAUGUCUGACUUGAAGAAUUAUAUUAAACGGUAUCUUGACUGGGGAGAAUACUUAUUCGAUAAGUUGGCUAACAUGGCUGAAAGAAGUGCUUAUUUUAGGAAACAGACUCCUUUUGACAAGUUCUUGGAUCAUAUGGAAAGAAAGCGUAACCUGUAG